AUGGACUUCUGGGGCCGAGCGCGAUGCUGCGACACCGCUCUCGGAGGCCGCAGCCGCGAGGUCACUAUAGGAGCUCUGACCCGGAGGCCCGCUCGCAUACGUGGCUCUCCCUCCGUCUCGUUAAACGAUCCAAUCAAUUCGAGUCCACUCUAA
Molecule: messenger RNA, 153 nt
Organism: Microbotryum saponariae
Lineage: Eukaryota; Fungi; Basidiomycota; Microbotryomycetes; Microbotryales; Microbotryaceae
Source: the annotation of a GenBank genome assembly